GCCUACUCAGUGCUGGCUGUGAUUACCUGGGGCAAAAUAAAGAAGACUGGCGCCACGCCUGCAAAACACUGGCUUUGGGCCAACAGAAGACCAAAAGGCAUCACCUGGAAUAAGGAGCCCAACAUGCCUUUCAUCGAGGAUUGCUGGCGCGCGUGUUUUGAAAAGGGCACCGCUACAUGGAUGUCCAUCGGAGUGACGGGCUGCGAAUGCGGGACAGCUGACAGCGCCGUAGUGGAAGAUGGCUUGGACUGGAAGAUCGCCUCACAACCCGAAUCUGACCAGGGCUACCCAGCAGCCCGCGGGUUCGUGUUGAUGAGCAAGAAGGAGGGCACACGAAAUUUCGUGCCCCACAAGUUCACCUGGAUACAGACAGCAUUUAAUACUGGGAAGCGUGCGGAACUUGAAGACAAGCCGGUAACGAAGUGGGUCCCCGGUGCACUGGGAUCAAAGAUGAAGGAAAAGGUCGAGAAACUCCAUGGAGAUAUCAAGUUUGAAGAGCUGAAGAACAUCGCCAAUCUAGGUUCUCAAGAUAGAAGAGAAGUGGAAACUAAACGAACAAGAACCCUCUCCGGCAAGCAUACUGAAGACACGCAUAAUGAAGACGGCUUUCUGAAACGUGCAACAUUACGGGUACGGCCAUCACUAUUUGGAGAAUGUUUCACCGGCACAGCCAACGAAACCGGUUGGGUAGACUCAGGGACCAAGGCAGAUACGCUUAACGAAUGCAUCUGUGCCUGCCGGCGUUCAAAGCUGGCCAAAAACGUAACUGCCUUCAUUCUGCAAAGCGGCCAUUGCAUUUGCUCUGCGUUGUCAACAUCGAUGGGUAAACUCAUCGGAAGAGUACCACUACCUGCCACCUGUCCUGCGGAUGCUGCAAGGCAAGCAUAUGUUGGCUCCGACCACCUAGGUCAGCUCUGCGGACCAUUCAAAGGAAAAGAUGUUAUUGGCCCGGGACAAGCGGGUAUGCAUGGAGUCUCUACAACGCACCGUUUUCUACAUCGAUCAACGCAAGGAUAUGCUUUUGGGGUGAAAAAGCUGCAAAUCUCCACGAUGGAUCACUCGGCGACCUUAGAAAGAGCAUUAACUGUGGUAGGACACAUCAAACAUGGAGCUUCGCACACUCUAUCUCUUGCCCUGCUGAACCGGAGUCCGUUCCCGAGAAUGUUCCGGCUGAUGGCACACGUUCACAAAACUGCCGCCUUCCACGAAAACCUGACCUUCUACCAUGACCAGGAAGAAUUCCGGAAAAGUUCCAUCCGUCAACGCCUUUUCGUAGAUAGUGCAGGGGCGAUGAAAACUACAUCCAGAUAGUCGAUGUACCACGAAAGACCGCUUAACUGUCUGAUCCCACAAAUGUUUACUUUCGGUUCUAGCGUAUGACCUACGGCAUUCAGCGUGCGCACGAACGCGGCGAAUCGGUUUUGUUUCCGCACUUUCUUGCACAAACUCGCGGGUGUGUCGGCUGUACAUAUCUUAAAAUGGUUGUGGCUUGAGAUAAACGACCGCAUUCGACGGAACACAAUUAACAGU
This is a messenger RNA of Pollicipes pollicipes, 1530 nucleotides long. RefSeq lists its product as uncharacterized. The record is from RefSeq and is a predicted model, not a curated record. The transcript is spliced from 11 exons. Lineage: Eukaryota; Metazoa; Arthropoda; Thecostraca; Pollicipedomorpha; Pollicipedidae. Bases 124 to 1311 code for a protein of 395 amino acids.